AUGUGGAAUGAUCGUUAUAAUUGUGAUCAGGCAUUCGCCACCGAUGCUCGCCUCCUAAAUGCAGUGAACUAUCCCCUUCCUGAUAUCGGUUCUCAGGCGUUUGCGAGGACUGGUCCCUCGACUUCCCCAGUCGCUGCUCAUACUGAGGUCUUGGGUCAGCCCUCGACUCCUCUAGUCGCUGCUCAUACUGAGGUCUCGGGUCGGCCCUCGACUCCUCUAAUCGCUGCUCAUACUGAGGUCUCGGGUCGGCCCUCGACUCCUCUAGUCGCUGCUCAUACUGAGGUCUCGGCUCGGCCCUCGACACCCCCAGUCGCUGCUCAUACUGAGGUCUCGGGUCAGCCCUCGAGUCCUCUAGUCGCUGCUCAUACUGAGGUCUCGGCUCGGCCCUCGACACCCCCAGUCGCUGCUCAUACUGAGGUCUCGGGUCAGCCCUCGACUCCUCUAGUCGCUGCUCAUACUGAGGUCUCGGCUCGGCCCUCGACACCCCCAGUCGCUGCUCAUACUGAGGUCUCGGGUCAGCCCUCGACUCCUCUAGUCGCUGCUCAUACUGAGGUCUCGGCUCGGCCCUCGACACCCCCAGUCGCUGCUCAUACUGAGGUCUCGGGUCAGCCCUCGACUCCUCUAGUCGCUGCUCAUACUGAGGUCUCGGCUCGGCCCUCGACUCCUCUAGUCGCUGCUCAUACUGAGGUCUCGGGUCGGCCCUCGACACCCCCAGUCGCUGCUCAUACUGAGGUCUCGGCUCGGCCCUCGACACCCCCAGUCGCUGCUCAUACUGAGGUCUCGGGUCAGCCCUCGACUCCUCUAGUCGCUGCUCAUACUGAGGUCUCGGCUCGGCCCUCGACACCCCCAGUCGCUGCUCAUACUGAGGUCUCGGGUCAGCCCUCGACUCCUCUAGUCGCUGCUCAUACUGAGGUCUCGGCUCGGCCCUCGACACCCCCAGUCGCUGCUCAUACUGAGGUCUCGGGUCAGCCCUCGACUCCUCUAGUCGCUGCUCAUACUGAGGUCUCGGCUCGGCCCUCAACACCGCCAGUCGCUGCUCAUACUGAGGUCUCGGGUCAGCCCUCGACUCCUCUAGUCGCUGCUCAUACUGAGGUCUCGGGUCAGCCCUCGACUCCUCUAGUCGCUGCUCAUACUGAGGUCUCGGGUCAGCCCUCGACUCCUCUAGUCGCUGCUCAUACUGAGGUCUCGGGUCAGCCCUCGACUCCUCUAGUCGCUGCUCAUACUGAGGUCUCGGCUCGGCCCUCGACUCCUCUAGUCGCUGCUCAUACUGAGGUCUCGGCUCGGCCCUCGACUCCUCUAGUCGCUGCUCAUACUGAGGUCUCGGGUCGGCCCCCGACUCCUCUAGUCGCUGCUCAUACUGAGGUCUCGGCUCGGCCCUCGACACCCCCAGUCGCUGCUCAUACUGAGGUCUCGGGUCAGCCCUCGACUCCUCUAGUCGCUGCUCAUACUGAGGUCUCGGCUCGGCCCUCAACACCGCCAGUCGCUGCUCAUGCUGAGGUCUCGGGUCAGCCCUCGACUCCUCUAGUCGCUGCUCAUACUGAGGUCUCGGGUCAGCCCUCGACUCCUCUAGUCGCUGCUCAUACUGAGGUCUCGGCUCGGCCCUCGACACCCCCAGUCGCUGCUCAUACUGAGGUCUCGGGUCAGCCCUCGACUCCUCUAGUCGCUGCUCAUACUGAGGUCUCGGGUCAGCCCUCGACUCCUCUAGUCGCUGCUCAUACUGAGGUCUCGGGUCAGCCCUCGACUCCUCUAGUCGCUGCUCAUACUGAGGUCUCGGCUCGGCCCUCGACUCCUCUAGUCGCUGCUCAUACUGAGGUCUCGGCUCGGCCCUCGACUCCUCUAGUCGCUGCUCAUACUGAGGUCUCGGGUCGGCCCCCGACUCCUCUAGUCGCUGCUCAUAUUGUGAUACCGCCCCAGCCGGCUCCUCACGAUCCACAUCCAAGUCUACUGAUCUGUACCCAAUGA
Messenger RNA from Perkinsus marinus ATCC 50983, 1962 nucleotides. Its product is annotated as DNA-directed RNA polymerase II largest subunit, putative. NCBI's taxonomy places the organism in Eukaryota, Perkinsozoa, Perkinsida, Perkinsidae. Bases 1 to 1962 code for a protein of 653 amino acids. The record is from RefSeq and is a predicted model, not a curated record. The transcript has a single exon.